Messenger RNA from Emericellopsis cladophorae, 1563 nucleotides. RefSeq names its product Galactokinase-like protein. Gene Ontology annotation, molecular function: galactokinase activity; ATP binding. Gene Ontology annotation, cellular component: cytoplasm; cytosol. Gene Ontology annotation, biological process: galactose metabolic process; carbohydrate phosphorylation. NCBI's taxonomy places the organism in Eukaryota, Fungi, Ascomycota, Sordariomycetes, Hypocreales, Bionectriaceae. The transcript is spliced from 2 exons. The coding region runs from base 1 to 1563 and encodes 520 amino acids. The record is from RefSeq and is a predicted model, not a curated record.
AUGGCCGUCCCAACCGCCAAUGCCCUCGCCGACAUGUACCCCGAGGCCGCCCUCGCCGAGCAGGCGCCUCGGUGGAACACGCUCCUCGAGUCGUUCUCGUCGGCCUUUGGCCACAAGCCGUCCUUUGUCGCGCGCUCGCCCGGGCGGGUGAACAUCAUCGGCGAGCACAUUGACUACUCACUCUACUCGGUGCUGCCCAUGGCCAUCGAGGCGGACGCGCUACUCGCCGCCUCGUCAUCGCCGGCCCAGAAGGACGGCGUCUUCCAGAUCAAGAUCCGGAACGUCCAGGACGCCAAGUUCCCGGGGCAGACGUUCGAGGUCGACGCGCGGGGGGACGUGCCGAUUGACUCGACCAAGUUUGAGUGGACCAACUACUUCAAGAGCGGCCUGCGGGGCGCGCUGGAGCUGCUGCGGAAGAAGAAGGGCGCCGACUUUGCGCCCGUGGACAUGGAGAUUGUCAUGAACGGCUCGGUGCCGGUGGGUGGUGGCCUGAGCUCGAGCGCGGCGUUUGUGAGCGCGAGUGCGCUGGCGGUCAUGGUCGCCAACGGCGAGACGGCCGUGGACAAGACGGAGCUGACCGAGGUGGCCAUUGUCAGCGAGCGCGCGGUGGGCGUCAACUCGGGCGGCAUGGACCAGGCCGCCUCGGUCCUCUCCGAGCAGGGCGCCGCCCUCUUUGUCGAGUUCAGCCCCAAGCUCAAGGCACGGCCGAUCCAUUUCCCCCCGACGCACCCGGAGCUCUGCUUUGUCAUUGCGCAGUCGUUUGUCACGUCCAACAAGCACGUCACGGGGCCCAUCCACUACAACCUGCGCGUCGUCGAGUGCAGCAUGGCCGCGGCGUACCUCCACGCGGUCCUCAACCCGCCGGGCACGCCGCUGCCCACCGACGCGGGGCCUCUGGGCGUCAGCCUGCAGGGUUUCCACGAGACCUACUUCUACCACCAGGGCGGCGACGCGAGCGCGGCCCGGAGCGUCACCAAGGAGGAGGAGCUGGCGAGGCUGCUCCAGCUGGUCAAGGACACGCUCACCCAGGAGGACGGCUACACGCGCGAGGAGAUUGCGUCGACGCUGGGCGUCUCGGUCGCCGAGCUCGAGGCGCGCUUCACGUCCACGUUCCCCGUCCGCGCGGACCGGUUCAAGCUCCGCCAGCGCGCGCUGCACGUCUUCUCCGAGGCGUUGCGGGUGCUGCAGUUCCUGACGCUGCUGGAGCGGCCGGUGCACACGGGGGCGACGGACACGACGGCCUUCAACACGCAGCUGGGCGACCUGAUGAACGCGACGCAGGACUCGUGCCGGGAGCUGUACGAGUGCAGCUGCGACGAGAUUGACGCCAUCUGCCGCGUCGCCCGGGCGGCGGGCGCGUACGGCUCGCGCCUGACGGGGGCGGGCUGGGGCGGAUGCAGCGUGCACCUUGUGCCGGCGGACAAGGUCGAGGCGGUGCAGGCGGCGCUGGAGCGCGAGUACUAUGGGCAGAUGGACCUCACCGAGGAGCAGAAGACGCAGGCGGUGGUUGUGAGUCGGCCCGGGCACGGAAGUGCCAUCUACAAGGCCGAGGGCGUGGUAUAG